CCCCCGCGCCACUGGGGAGAGCGGGCGGGCGGGCAGACUGGAGUCGGUCCGAGUUGGCCGAAGCUGUUGCCAUGACAAGCGUUUUCUUAAGAAAGCUCCGCCGUUGAGACCAGCCGAGCUGGGGCGCGAGGGGGAAGGCGCGAACUUCCUGGGGAACCAUCCUUCCGAGGAGAGCAGGACCGGAGGCACCCGCCCAGCUCCCCCGCAGCAUUUGCUUCCAGGAACCUGAGGUCCUUCCCGGCGGGAGGGCCGGCGGAGGAGACCGGCCCGCUCCCGGGCAGCUGCAAAAAAAAUUUUUUAAAAAGGCUAGGGAGCAAGCCGGCAUCUCUAGCGUGGCUGCUCAUUGGGGAGACCAGUGGUCACCCCCGCCCUACCCUGUCCAUGGAACCCCGGAGGGAGAGUGCUGCUUGCAGAAGCCUGGAUCUUUGCUAGAAAGAAAGCGAGAGAUCCAGUUGUCAUUGGUAUCCAGGGAGCCCUCCUCCUCCUCCUGCUGCCUCUCUACCAUCGCAGUUCCUGGUUGUUGCUAAGGUUGCCUCCAUGGUAACAUGCGCAUGCUGUUUACACUUCCAUCUGGGCAAGCUGGUCUGAGCUAGGAACCUACCUACCCUGGAGGACCACGGUCUAACGCCACCUGGGGACACCAAACAUCGUGACACGUGGUCCAGCUUCCACUCAGUCCCCCCCCCCCACCCCCCGUCCUCUUCCUCUUCUUGCUGCCAAGCUUCCUAAGGAAAAAGGACCAAGACAGAGCCCAUCAGUGUCCUCACCGGGCUCCCACAGAAGCAAGGAACAGGGAGUAGGCAGAGAAGCAAGAGACCCCGCUCAGUUGAAGGGGAGCUCCACAUUUGCUCUGACUGAGGGUGUCUGAAGUUGGGAACAGCAAGCAAAAUGACCAACACUACAGAACAUGCCUUGCCGGCCAACUCGACAGCUGAGAGCCGUGAAAAGGAAUUUGGCCUCACAGUCAUGGAGCUCAGGAAGCUCAUGGAGCUGCGUUCGACCGAUGCUCUGAUCCAGAUCAAUGACCACCAUGGAGGUGUAAUGAAUCUCUGCAGUAAACUGAGAACCAACCCUGUGGAAGGUCUAUCCGGGAACCCAGCAGAUCUGGAAAAACGUAGACAAGUGUUUGGACACAACUUAAUCCCCCCGAAAAAGCCCAAGACCUUCUUAGAAUUAGUGUGGGAAGCCCUUCAAGAUGUCACCCUCAUCAUCCUGGAGAUCGCAGCCAUCAUCUCCCUGGUUCUGUCCUUCUAUCGUCCCCAUGGUGAAGAAAACGAACAGUGUGGCCUACCUAUCAAUAGCCCAGAGGACGAAGGGGAGGCAGAAGCCGGCUGGAUCGAGGGCGCAGCCAUUCUGUUCUCGGUGAUCAUCGUGGUGCUCGUGACGGCCUUCAAUGAUUGGAGCAAAGAGAAACAGUUCAGAGGGCUGCAGAACCGCAUUGAAAAGGAACAGAAAUUCUCCGUUAUUCGAAAUGGUCACAUCAUCCAGCUCCCCGUGGCUGAAAUCGUGGUGGGUGAUAUCGCCCAAAUCAAAUACGGUGACCUGCUGCCUGCAGAUGGGAUCCUGAUCCAGGGGAAUGAUCUCAAGAUUGACGAGAGCUCUCUGACUGGGGAAUCGGACCAUGUCAAGAAAUCCUUAGAAAGAGACCCCAUGUUGCUCUCAGGGACCCAUGUCAUGGAAGGUUCUGGCCGGAUGGUAGUGACUGCUGUGGGUGUCAACUCCCAGACUGGAAUCAUCUUUACCCUCUUGGGGGCCAGUGAGGAGGAAGAGGAGGAGAAGAAGAAGAAAGGUAAAAAACAAGGAGUCCCCGAAAAUCGCAACAAAGCAAAGGCUCAGGAUGGGGUGGCCCUGGAGAUCCAGCCACUCAACAGCCAGGAAGGCAUCGACAAUGAGGAGAAGGAGAAGAAGGUGGUCAAGCUGCCCAAGAAAGAGAAGUCGGUGCUGCAGGGCAAGCUGACGCGCUUGGCUGUCCAGAUCGGGAAAGCUGGUCUAAUCAUGUCUGCUGUCACCGUUCUCAUCCUGAUUCUGUACUUUGUGAUUGACAACUUCGUGAUACAGCGCAAGCCAUGGCUAGCCGAGUGCACCCCCAUCUACAUCCAGUACUUUGUCAAGUUCUUCAUCAUCGGUAUCACUGUCCUGGUGGUGGCUGUGCCGGAGGGGCUGCCACUGGCCGUCACCAUUUCAUUGGCCUACUCUGUGAAGAAAAUGAUGAAAGACAAUAACCUGGUGCGGCACCUGGAUGCCUGUGAGACCAUGGGCAAUGCCACCGCCAUUUGCUCUGACAAGACAGGCACGUUGACCAUGAACCGCAUGACGGUGGUACAAGCUUACAUUGGAAACACCCAUUACCGUCAGGUCCCAAGCCCUGAUGUCUUGGCGCCUAAGGUCCUGGACCUUCUUGUCAAUGGCAUUUCUAUCAACAGUGCCUACACCUCCAAGAUCCUGCCUCCGGAGAAGGAGGGGGGCCUGCCGCGGCAGGUGGGCAACAAGACGGAGUGCUCGCUGCUGGGCUUCGUCAUCGACCUGAAGCAGGACUACCAGGCCGUGCGCAGCGAGGUGCCCGAGGAGAAGUUCUACAAGGUGUACACCUUCAACUCGGCGCGCAAGUCCAUGAGCACGGUCAUCCAGAAGCCCGGCGGCGGCUACCGCAUGUACAGCAAGGGCGCCUCUGAGAUCAUUCUGCGCAAGUGUAAUCGCAUCCUGGACAAGAACGGAGAAGCAGUGCCAUUCAAGAGUACGGACCGCGAUGAGGUAGUGCACACUGUCAUCGAGCCCAUGGCCAGUGAGGGACUCCGGACCAUCUGCUUAGCUUAUCGAGACUUCAAUGACGUAGAGCCCCCGUGGGACCAUGAGAACGAAAUCCUCACUGAACUGACCUGCAUCGCAGUGGUGGGCAUCGAGGACCCUGUACGCCCAGAGGUCCCAGACGCUAUUUCCAAGUGCAGACGGGCUGGCAUUACUGUCAGAAUGGUGACAGGGGACAACGUCAACACAGCCCGGGCCAUUGCCACCAAAUGUGGCAUCAUCUCACCCGGGGACGACUUCCUGUGCCUGGAAGGGAAGGAGUUCAACCGACUCAUCCGCAACGAGAAGGGCGAGGUAGAGCAAGAAAAGCUGGACAAGAUCUGGCCUAAGCUUCGAGUCCUGGCGCGAUCUUCCCCGACGGACAAGCACACGCUGGUGAAAGGCAUCAUUGACAGCACGGUUGGGGAACAGCGACAGGUGGUGGCGGUCACAGGUGAUGGCACCAACGACGGGCCGGCUCUGAAGAAAGCGGACGUGGGUUUUGCGAUGGGUAUUGCAGGCACAGAUGUGGCAAAGGAGGCAUCAGACAUCAUCCUAACAGAUGACAACUUCACCAGCAUUGUGAAGGCAGUGAUGUGGGGACGAAACGUCUAUGACAGUAUCUCCAAGUUCUUGCAGUUCCAGCUCACUGUCAAUGUGGUGGCCGUGAUCGUGGCCUUCACCGGAGCCUGCAUCACUCAGGACUCCCCGUUGAAAGCUGUGCAGAUGCUGUGGGUGAAUCUAAUCAUGGACACGUUUGCCUCACUGGCCCUGGCCACAGAGCCCCCCACCGAUUCCUUGUUGAAGCGUCGCCCCUAUGGCCGAAAUAAGCCUCUGAUCUCACGGACCAUGAUGAAGAACAUCUUGGGCCACGCGGUCUAUCAGCUCACAAUCAUCUUCUUCCUUGUCUUUGCCGGUGAGAAGUUCUUUGACAUUGAUAGUGGGAGGAACGCGCCUCUACAUUCCCCGCCCAGCCAGCACUACACCAUUGUUUUCAACACUUUUGUGCUGAUGCAGCUCUUCAAUGAAAUCAACUCACGCAAGAUCCACGGAGAGAGGAAUGUCUUUGGAGGCAUCUUCCGUAAUCUCAUCUUUUGUUCUGUGGUUUUGGGCACAUUCAUCAGCCAGAUUAUCAUCGUGGAAUUUGGGGGUAAGCCUUUCAGCUGUACGAAGCUCAGCCUGUCCCAGUGGUUUUGGUGUCUCUUCAUUGGCAUCGGAGAACUGCUAUGGGGCCAGGUCAUCUCCACAAUCCCUACCCAAUCCCUGAAGUUCCUGAAGGAGGCCGGGCAUGGCACUGCCAAGGAGGAGAUCACCAGGGAUGCAGAGGGGCUGGACGAAAUUGACCACGCGGAGAUGGAGCUGCGCCGAGGCCAGAUCCUCUGGUUCCGGGGUCUGAACCGUAUCCAGACUCAGAUCGACGUAAUUAACACAUUCCAGACGGGAGCCAAUUUUAAGGGAGUCAUAAAGCGACCGACCAUGGGUCAACACCUUGAUGUAAAACAUGUUCCUAGCUCAUCCCAUGUAACAGUUCCACCAGUCAAAUCUUCCCCCAACACUUCUGUUCCUGAUGCUGUUCCAUCUCCUACUCUGGGCAAUCAAAGUGGUCAAAGCAUUCCAUAGUUCCCUCCAUGAAAGCAUCCAGACACCCAAGAACCAAAACUCCAUCCACAACUUCAUGACCCAUCCUGAAUUCGCCAUAGAUGAGGAGGGGCCACGAACACCACUCCUGGAUGAGCAAGCGGAGAAAAUUUUUGAAAAGGUUCCUAAGUCUGGGACUAGGGUGCUCCUGUUGGAUGGUGAGGUCACUCCAUCCGCCAACACAAACAACAAUGCCGUGGAUUGCAGCCAGGUGCAAAUUGUUCCCUCCUCCACUGACAGCCCUCUCCAUAGCCUGGAGACAUCAGUUUGAACUUCAUUCUCUGCCUCCCAUUCUUGCUUUUUCUAUUUCCUGUUCAUCUCUUCCAUCUAUGAGAUGAUGAUGGGACUUUUCGCUGUCAUGUCAGCUGCUCCCAAGUAUGUGUGAGCCCUGCCUGACCACGAAGAGGCAAGAGAACAUACAUAAGGAUUUCAACUUAAACUUGAGUUGGGGUUUGUAGCAGGACCUAGUCAAACCCCUGCUGGGUGGUGAACAGUAAAACCUACUCCUUGAGUGUAUCAGUUGUCAUUUUUAAAGAAAUGAUACGAUCUUCUUAGCAUUCAUUCCAACCGAAUUCUCCCCCAGUAUUCAUGCUUAUGUUGCCAUCUCCUGACUUCUGGAUUUUACCUUAUGAGUCUGUGUCAUUUAUAACCUCAGUUGAGGGUUCAGCAAGACAAAUAUUCUCAAAUGAAAUGUGUGGGAAGCCGGAAUGGAAUGUAUGGAAUUAGCCCAUAGAGUGAUUGUUUUUAAAAUUGUUUUCCCAUUUUGAAAGCUUAUACCUAAAGCCCUGUAGCUCUUUCUACCCUUCCAGUCAAACUUCUCCACUCUCUCUUAACUAUUGUCUUCCUUACCUACACUUUUUUUUUUAAGUUGUGAUGAUUAAGAAAGUGGAAAGGACCUGGCUGAAUUAAGUCAAAUUUGACCAUUCUUCCUUCUGGCCCCUAUGGAACCGUUGAUUUAGUUCUAGAGGCAGAUAGGUUUUCUUUGCUAACAGGGUCUUUUGAAGCAAUUGAAAGCUGGUAAAAAUGUGUUCUUGCUAUUAUUGGUUAUCUACUUCUACACUUGUCAGGUAUGUGUGGUGUCUACGUGCUAGGGAGAUCAACCUUGACCAUGAACUUUCACAUGUGUGGUAUUUGGUUUUUACCAUCACCCUGAGAUUUCUCGUAUUUCUAAAGUGGUGGUAAAUGAGUCUGUUGAGAUGGCCCUGUCUCCUAACUGAGCUUUGGUAUCGAGGACCAGGAGCUGGCAUGUCUAGGACCAGACAGACCAUGAAAGCCAACUCUUACGGAGUCCUGGGGUGGCCACUGCUGCUUUCAAAGCCAUCUGCCAAGGCUCUUCCAGGGCAGGACCUGGUUAUUGGGGGAGUGAGUGUUGAGAAGCCUUGGGAGAGGCCUAAGGGCCGUCUAGGAUCUGAGCUUGGGGUCCCAGCUUUGAUAUUCCCAUCAGUUGUCUAACUCUACUCUUUGCUGUGUUCCCUAACUUGUCCUGUCUCUGAAAAGGUCCCAACCUUCCUCAAAUACUUUGAUUUUGAAAAUAUGAAUCCAGAGUGGGAGGCUCCAGUGACAUUUUGCUGACUGAAAGGAGCAAAAGACCCACCCUGCAGAGCUCCCCUCCAUCCUCCCCACCUUCCCCUCUUGUGCCCCACCCAAGCCCCUCUCCAGAGCGUGUUCGCCUGCUGCACAAUCAAGCCCUGUGCCUUCUUUCCCUGAACACUGCCCAAAGCAUCCCCUCUCCCCUGCCUCUCAGGAGCUGGGGACUUCACUAGGAGACUCUCUAAGUGUCCCUUCAUGGGACAAGGUGGAGCCACAUUAGCAGCAGCUCCAUUUUUAUCUCCAAACAGGGGGUUCUCUCGUGUCUGUCAAUUCCCUCCUCCCGUUGGAUAGCUGGGGAAGCCUGCCCCUCUUUGCAGCGCCAUGGGAGAAGGGAGAAGGGCUUGAGGCUCUUGUGAACUGCCAGAUGUCCAUCCGUGAGAGGAAGGGCACCCGAACCUGUCUUCUCCAGCCUUUCCUUCUGGCUGCCACCCCGUCUCCCGCUUUCACCUGAGCUGGCCAAGGCAGGAAGAGGAAAGAAACACGCUCCCUACACAUCCCGUUAUUACAGAAUCAACCACGUUGGAUUUUGGUUUUGUAAAGGUGACCUGUGUCAGUGACCUUUUCUCUGUCUGUUACAUGGGGGAGGAAAGACAGCUCAUGCGAGGUCUUAGGUGUUCACAUGUCUAUUUAUUAAGUACAUUGGAAGAUUUCGUUCUGUCAAGUCUUUUAUUACCUCAGAUCAGUUUUUAAAAAAAAA
Messenger RNA from Myotis davidii, 6709 nucleotides. RefSeq names its product ATPase, Ca++ transporting, plasma membrane 4 (gene ATP2B4). The record is from RefSeq and is a predicted model, not a curated record. NCBI's taxonomy places the organism in Eukaryota, Metazoa, Chordata, Mammalia, Chiroptera, Vespertilionidae. The transcript has 22 exons. Bases 889 to 4404 code for a protein of 1171 amino acids. Gene Ontology annotation, molecular function: P-type calcium transporter activity; ATP binding; ATP hydrolysis activity. Gene Ontology annotation, cellular component: membrane; intracellular membrane-bounded organelle. Gene Ontology annotation, biological process: calcium ion transmembrane transport; regulation of cytosolic calcium ion concentration.